Molecule: messenger RNA, 11705 nt
Organism: Anarrhichthys ocellatus (wolf-eel)
Lineage: Eukaryota; Metazoa; Chordata; Actinopteri; Perciformes; Anarhichadidae
Gene: wnk1b
Product: WNK lysine deficient protein kinase 1b
Exons: 39
Coding region: 1300-9795 (2831 amino acids)
Biological process (GO): protein phosphorylation
Molecular function (GO): ATP binding; protein serine/threonine kinase activity
Source: RefSeq, a predicted model, not a curated record
CUGCCGUCCGCCUUGUCGAGUCAUCGCCAGAGAAGAGCAGAGAGCAGACGAAGCCGCCGUCCGAUGGCUUGAAAACGGGGAAGAACUGUGGAUCACAGCGGAUUUAUUGCGCCACAGAAGCGAAACGGCGGUCACGGGAGCAGACUACAUGUUGCUGCGGAUGAGGAUAAAGCGCCUUUGAGUGAAACUCUUGCCUUUUUUUUUUUUUGGUUGCGGCUGCAGACCCGGACACAGACAACACGGAGACAGACUGAAGUACCAGAGCCGCCGCGGACACCAGCGAGCGAACUUGGCUUCUCUGCCCCGGUGGGAGGUGUCUGUCUGUCGGCUGCGGCUCGCUGCACGUACCGCUCACCACCACGCUGUUGGGACCUCUUUUUUUUUUUUUUUUUUUUUUUUUUUGUUGGUGAAAGGAUAAGCUUGUAGCUAAGUUAUGUUUUUGUAAAUAGACAAUUUUUUUUCGGGCAACCAACUGUGACUUUAAUGUGACGCACUAAAGUGACAGUGCGCGUCGGAGCGGACCCUCCACUGCAGAGGAGUAACAGGCUUUCACAUCAAGUUUUAACCUUCGUUUUUACGGAGCCAAUACUGCUCACACCGAUGUAAAAGUGACGAGGGCCGAAGCGGAUCAAGCUGGGCCAGGCUAGGCCGGGCUAGGCCUACCUAACCCUACUGUCUGGCCUCUACGGGCGGGCCAGCAACCUCUCUGGGGAGUCCCAUCUUCAGCGAGUACCGGGGGGCUUCAGCCUGUUCUCACAGAAACUUCACCAGACCUCCACGUCAGGCCGUAACGGAUUGGAUUCCAGUCGUGUUUUUGCUUCGUCAGCUUUUUGGGCGGCCGUACCGGUCUGUUGUUUCUUCUUCCAUGUCGUGGAUGUCCCUCUCUGGAUGUUGGCAUCAAGAUGGAUUCAGGUGUUAAUUUGACGGUUGUCACCUCGUUGCAGUGCUUGCACCCCCCCUCCUUUGACUGUCUUUCACCCCUUCCCUCCCCAUUCUUGAAGCGAAAGCUCCUUCCUCUCUCUCGGGGCUUCCCUGAGCCCUGCGCAGAAGGCCCUUGUAGGAACUGUAGGUUGUCUUGUUGAAACGGUCGACCCGAGCAAAGAGGAAGUAGAGUUGCCCAUCCGAUUUUUUUUAAAUUUUUUAAAUUUUUUUCCUUUUCCUGGAGUUUCAUCGGAGGUUGGAGAGCUUUUCAUUUGAAAAAAGAAGCUUGCUAGUAGAGAUUUGUGCCCGCAUUAACACAAAUAAGUCCUUAUUUAUACGUACAGAAUUCCUGUUUUGUUGUCUGAGCCUCGGGAAAGAAUGUCUGAAAGCAAUAGCAGCGACAAAGCGGUGAAAUUCAUCGCCCCGGCCCCCCCUGCUCCUCCUCCUUCUGCCUCUCCCUGUCCAUCAUCCCAGACCCCCCAUGAGAAUGUGAACGGCUCUGCCAGUUCAGACUUGCUCGAGGUGGACCAGCUCAGUGUGCAACCCGAGGUCCAGCGUCGGCGCCACACCAUGGACAGAGACUCCAGAAUAGCCGAGCACCGGUUCUUCCGCCGAAGUGUCAUCUGUGACUCCAACGCCACCGCUUUGGACCUGCCCAGCAAAGCUGCUGUGAUCCUCACCUCGCCACCGGACUGUGAAGGGCCUCCCGCCUUCUUCCUCCUGCCGCCCUCAGGUCCUGGACCCGGGGCACAAGACGCCGAAGGCGGGGAUGUCCCGAGAGGCCCCCAUGUGCAAAGCUCGGCCCUUCAGCUUGGUCUCGGCGGAGCAGUCGUGGAGGGGCACGUAGAAAAUGCCGAGGAAGAUUCAGGUGAGGGCGGCAUCACGCUCGCUGUUCCCACCAUUAGCAGUGUUGUUCAAGAACUUAGUGCAGGCGGAGCAUUAAACGAGCCCACCCCGACAGUAUUGGAUGUUACCGACAAAACGGUGGGCAAGCAGCCCGACGUCACAUUGCGUCCCAGAGGGUCGGAGGACCCCCGACAGGUGGCAAAGGACGGAAAAGUGGUAGAGCGUGUGGAUAGCGUUAGUAGUCUGACCAAGGAGACGGAGGAGGAGAGGGAGCUGGCGAAGAUACGGGCAGAGCAGAGGGAGGCCGAGAAACGAGUGCAAGAGGAUAUAGAGGAGGUGGAGACAAAAGCGGUGGGGACGUCACCGGAUGGGCGCUUUCUGAAAUUUGACAUCGAGAUCGGAAGAGGGUCCUUUAAGACCGUGUACAAGGGACUGGAUACAGAGACUACUGUGGAAGUGGCAUGGUGCGAGCUCCAGGAUCGCAAGCUGUCCAAGUCUGAGCGCCAGCGCUUCAAAGAGGAGGCCGGGAUGUUGAAGGGUCUCCAGCAUCCUAACAUUGUCCGCUUCUAUGACUCCUGGGAGGGACCGUGCAAAGGAAAGAAAUGUAUUGUUCUGGUCACGGAGCUCAUGACAUCUGGCACACUUAAAACCUACCUGAAGCGGUUCAAGGUGAUGAAAAUCAAGGUCCUGCGAUCGUGGUGUAGGCAGAUCCUCAAAGGCCUUCACUUCCUGCACACCAGAACUCCGCCCAUCAUUCACAGGGACCUGAAAUGCGACAACAUCUUCAUCACGGGGCCCACGGGCUCGGUGAAGAUCGGGGACCUGGGUUUAGCCACGCUAAAGAGGGCCUCCUUCGCCAAGAGUGUCAUAGGAACCCCAGAGUUCAUGGCUCCAGAGAUGUAUGAGGAGAAGUACGAUGAAUCCGUGGACGUCUACGCCUUCGGGAUGUGUAUGCUGGAGAUGGCUACCUCCGAGUACCCCUACUCUGAAUGUCAGAACGCUGCCCAGAUCUACAAGCGGGUCACUAGUGGAGUUAAGCCUGGCAGUUUUGACAAGGUAGCCAUUCCUGAGGUGAAGGAAAUUAUAGAGGGCUGCAUCAGAACAAACAAGGAUGAGAGGUAUGCUAUAAAGAUCCUGUUGAACCAUGCCUUCUUUCAGGAGGACACAGGGGUCAGGGUUGAACUGGCAGAAGAGGAUGAUGGGGAAAUGAUUGCCAUCAAACUUUGGCUCAGGAUAGAAGACGUCAAGAAGCUUAAAGGCAAAUACAAAGACAACGAAGCCAUCGAGUUCUCCUUUGACCUGAACAAGGACUUCCCUGAAGAUGUGGCCCAGGAAAUGGUUGAGUCCGGCUACGUUGCUGAGGGUGACCAUAAGACCAUGGCGAAGGCUAUCAAGGAUCGCGUGUCUCUGAUCCGGCGGAAGAGAGAACAGAGGCAGCUGGUACGAGAAGAACAGGAGAAGAGAAAACUUGAGACAGAGCAACAACGGCUGCAGCAGCUCCUGCAACAGCAGCAGCAACAACAACAACAACAACAACAACAACAACAACAACAGCUCCAGCAGCAACAGCAGCAACAACAGCAGCAACAGCAACAACAGCAGCAGCAAGAGACACUCAAAUCUUCUCACACGCAGGUGGAAGCAGAGGAGACCGAAGUGGAGCAACAGCAGCUUCACUAUCAGCACACGGGCAUCUCACACACAUCUGAAGGAGGUCUGGACAGCGGCCAGGGUUCCACCGUUUUCUCCUCGGACUCCCCCCACCUGGGUCAGCUGACCAUGUCUUACGGCUGCUCCCACUCCCCCCAUCCCCCUUCCCAGCCCCAAACCCCUUACCUCUCCACCCCCUCUGCUAACCCGCAGCAGCACCCAGGCUACGCCCAGCCGCCGCAGCCAAUGCCCGCGUUGUGCCGUCGUCGAAGUCGUAGCAUGUCUGUUUGCGUCCCUCCCUCCUCCUACUCCUUUUCCCAUGCUCCUCCACCCAUGGCCGUUCGUCCAAAGGAGCCCUCCACCCCUCCUCCAGACCUGUCCUCUUCAUCCUCCUACACCACCGCCUCCCCCUGCAUGCCUCUCGCAGCUGAGAGGGACACGUUCGCUGGGCGCCUCUCCAAGGCCCUGGAGACGGUCCUACCCAUUCACUCGGCCUCCUCUCUGCCCAGGGCCAGGCAGCGGAGGGCCAGCCUACCUGCCCUGUUCUCCACCCCUCAGCAUUCAAUGCACCCCUACAGUGGAGGAGGAAGCACAGGAGGAGGAGCAGGAGGGAGCAUCCCCCUCCAAACUCUCCCAGAGCCCCCUAAUAUUUUCUUACCUGAGCGCCCCAUGUCCUUCUCGCCUCCUCCCACUGGGCCUCCUAAGGCCUACAACACCCAGAGACGCAAGAGCACGUCCAUUCUCGAGGCACAUACCCGCCACUUCCAGCCAGCCUACACUCGCUAUGGGAGCAGCCUGCAUCCCUUUUCUGGGAUGGAGGGUGUUGAGACGCCCUCUCUCUUCAUGGUAAAUCCCGGUUUUGCAGCAGCCGCUCAAAGACUUGGUGUUGGUGAGCCGCUGCAUCUCCAAGGACAAUCUGACCCAAGUUUAUACGUCUAUAAAGACAUAAGAGCAGAGCACGAGGAGGCAGUGAGGAGAUUAAGUCUAAAUCAAGCUGCCUUAUUGGACCAUUAUGAAGCGAUGGCUUAUGGAGGAUACCCAAUGACUGCACACCAGCUUGGCCACUUGGGUUUCCAUCAGCAGAGGCAAGCAGCAGCAGCAGCAGCAGCUGCAGCCGCUAGUUUCGUUUUCGAUCCUGUUCCUCCACCUCAACCAGCGUUCUUGCACACACACCUCAUGCAAAGAAUGAGUGCACACAGCCCAAUCCCUCCACCUUUACCCCCCAUGAGUGCGCCCACUGGCGGCUCUUCUUCAUCGUCUGAUGGAUGCUAUCCUCCACCACAGCAUGCCUCCUCGUCGGCUUUCCCGAUAACUGCACCUCCAGUUAUGGCUGAGGCCCCACCACCGACUGGAAGUGUUUUUGAGUUCCAUUUAGCUGCAGCCGCCGCCGCAGCUGCUGCUGGAGACCCAAGCCUCCUGGCAUCCAGACUUUACCGGGCCAGAAGGAGCUCUAUGGACCUCCCUCUGGAGGACAACACCGGAACUGGAUCAGGUGGUUCAGGCACGUACAGCCGCCUUCAGCCGGUGACAGAAGAGCUGUAUGCAUAUAUGAGUCCCGAGCUCCCCUUACCUCCAGGAAGUCUUCUUCUUCACCACAUAGGUUUAGCCACAAGAGACAGAAGCCCAGAACCUUCCAGUGACUCUAUGGCCUCCUCUGAUGCCGGGGAGUUCCAGUCACCUCCCUUCGACUCCUCCGCUGCUCAGUCCAUCCCUCACUCGUCCUCCGCCGUGCUCUACGAUUCAUCCGGAGGAGUGUUCCCCAUAGAUCCCCAGGGACAUCCACCCUCCAUGCAGAGCUUUCUCCCUGCCACUCCGUCCACCGACCCUGGGGGAGCGUCAUCAACCCAGCUGGAGUCUCUGAUCCAGAGUGCCUGGGCUCGGCAUGGAGGGGUGAUACCAGCCCAACCCGAUAUGACAUACCAUGAGUCAUUGCUGGCCAUGCAGGCCGCUAACCUUACUCUGCAACAGGCUCAGACUCCCACCCCCCAGUCCACUCCCCAGGGACCCCCUCUGGUCCCUGUCACCACCCAGCCAGCUCCUCCUGGGGCCCCCCAACAGGUUGUUUCCUCCAGUCACAGUAUUACAUCAGUUCAGAGCCCCACACACACAUCUCUGCCACAGGCGUCUUCACAGCCCAGCUUAACUCCAUCUUCCGUUACCUUGGUGACACUGCCCUGUCCAUCGCCGUCCCUCCCUGUUACCAUGCCGACAGCGGUCGUGGCUUCCCCUCCCUCUCCUCUGCCGCUCCCUGUUGGGGUGGUGCCUACUAUUGUUUCUCCUCCUCCUCCUCCUCCUCCUCCUGUGCCCCUACUUGUGCCUCAGCCGUUGGCUAUGGUGGUGCCAAUCAUCAGUGUAGUCACCGCCCCACCUGAUACUCCCAUGGAAGCCCCGCCCCAGUCUGCCUCUCAGUCUUCAGAGCUGUCCCAGUCCCAACUACAGCCACCUCAAGUGCUCUCAUCUAUAGAAAGCGGCCACUCUGAGACUUCAGGUCUGAGUGACGGCAACGAGGGAGGAGGAGGCCGCCAUGAAGGGCGCUCCACCAAGCGACAUCAGAGGCGCUCUGUGCGAAGCCGAUCGCGCCAUGAGAAGAUCUCAAAGGCGAAACUCCAUGUUCUCAAUAUUUCCAACCGAGGAGACAGGGUAGCGGAGUGUCAGCUGGAGACCCACAAUAGGAAGAUGGUGACUUUCAGAUUUGACCUGGAUGGAGACAACCCUGAAGAGAUCGCCCAGAUCAUGGUCCAGAGUGAGUUCAUCCUGGAGAGUGAGAGGGAGUCAUUCAUUGAGCAGGUCCGAGAGGUGAUAGAGAACGCAGAUGAGAAGGGUCUGGAGAGAGACACAAACAGCCAGAUGGCAGGUGAUAUGGCGCAGCAGAUUCCUGCCAUAUCUGUCCCCAUGCCAGACAUCCCUCCCAGUGCAACCGCACAAGUGGUCCAUUCAGCAGGUCGGAGGUUCAUCGUCAGCCCCGUACCUGAAGCCAGGCUGAAGGAACAAAUGUUUCCCUCAUCUCCUUCUCCUGCCCGUGCACCUCCUGUUGAAAUAGUUCCUCCAGCUUCAGCUCCAUCUCAGGCUGCGGCCCAAGGGUUGGGGUUGUCCCACUCUGCUGGAGCAAUCAGCUUACAACAGGCCUUCUCUGAGCUCAGACGGAACCAGUUUGAUGCCGGACCCAGCACCGCCCCAGCUUUAAUCCACUCCACCCAUCCUCUUCAGCAGCCUGCAGCAGCGUCUCUCCCUUCACAGUCUAGCGUAGUCACUCCUACCGUGGAUGCUACGGCUGGACUUGUCCCUUCUAAUUUGAACCAGGCACAGGAGCAGGCCCCGGAUGCCUCUCUUCCUCCCCCUUCCUCCUCCUCCUCCAAACCCGCUGUCGGUCUCAGCCCCCCUUGUUCCUCUUCCUCCCCUCCUCCUACUGUGGUGAAUCAGUCCAUCCUUCAGUCACAGGUACUACCACAGCCAGGGAUACAGGCUGUGUCCCAGCCCCAAGGACAGGUGCAGGUCCAGGGGCAAGCACAAAUUCAGCCCCAGGUUUUCACCCAGCCUCAGUCUCAAACUGUCCCUGCUGUCAUUGCUACUUCAGUACCCUCCACUUUACCACCUGCCAGCAUCUCCAGCAUCCCCCCAACAAUGCUCACCACCCCUCCUCCCGCCCAGGCUCUUCCUCUUGUAACCUCUCCUCCUUCCUCCACUCUUCCACCCGGUGAAGUCUCCUCCGAUCAUCCGUCAGUCUCUCCCCCCUCCUCCUCUACCGCUUCCCUCUCCUCCUCUGUCAUCCCCACCACUGCCAUCCCUGGCCCCCAGCUCGCUCCCUCUGCCGCCUCACACCCCAUCCACUCUCCCCCCUCCUCCUCCUCCUCUGCUGUGGGGCUUCAGCCGGUGACCACCAGUGUUCCCUCAGUCCAACCGACCUCGGUACACUCCCAGCCGCAGACGGCGGCCCUGCCUGGGCAGACGCACACACACUGCGGGGAAUGCGAUGCAAGGUGUGAGGCAUUCGCUGAGUCACAAGGCAAACCGGACGACAUCCAAGCUCUGGAGAAGAAGCUGCGCUCUCUCUUCAUGGAUCUCGGUGGAGGGGCGCCAGCUACCCAGGGAGACAUCCUAGCUGCUGACCCUGCCUCUGGACCCCCUGUGGCAGGUACCUCGUCUCCAUUGGGCCCCUGCUCUGCCUCCAGCACAUCUGUCACCACACCUUGCUCCAGUCAGCCAGCCAAUCCUCCUCAGCCCCCCUGCAGCCUGUCACUUGGGUCACCUCUUCCCAUCCAGGGCCCUGGAACACCUAUCUCCACCCCUGCACCGAUUGUUUCUACAGUCCUCCCUGCCUCAUCCUUUGGCCAGACCACUCCAUCCAAACCCUCUCUAUCCAGGGCACCGGCCAGUUCUCCUACUUCAGAACUCCUGCCGUCCUUCCCUGGACCUUGUCUAAUACAGUCCCAGCAGCCUCUGGAGGACCUGGAUGCUCAGUUGAGGAGAGCACUGAGCCCAGAGACCGUUCCUGUCACCACACACACACAGUCUCACAGUGGCAUACCUUCAGCGGGACAACCAAUUCCCUUCUCUCUGGAGGAAGCAACUGGGUCGUCUUCUGGUCCUCCUCAUCCUUCAGGUGGAAUCAAACUGGGAAGAUUUCAGGUCUCGUUGGCUACCGAAGCUCCUCCUGUCCAACGACCAGUGUGCACUGAAUCUUCCUCCACCCCCUCCUCCUGCUCGUCCUCUUCCUCGUCGUCUUCCUCCAGUCUCUCCAGCCCGGAGAAUACACUGCACAAGGAUUCCUCGUCUCCUCUGAGAGGGGGAGGAGGACAAGGAGGAGAUGUUGUGGACGGACUCCCCCAGCGGACUCUGGGAGGGUCACACCACCCCUCCCCCCUCACCUCACCCUGCCCCUCUCCUAAGCCCACCACGACCAUCGGACGCUUCCAGGUUACCACCAACCCAGAGGCCCGUGUUGGUAGAUUCUCAGUCAGUCGUGCCCAGGAGCAGAGCCUCGAGUCCAGGCAGACGCCUCCACCCGCUGCCCAGGCUGCUAAUGGUCCCAGUAAUUAUGGGCAGUUUUUGAGUCCAGACUCUCCUCUUAAAGCCUCGCUGCCCAGUCUGAACAACAACUCCUUUAAUAACUCCUACAUCAGCAGUGACAACGACUCCGAAUUUGAGGAUGAAGACUUUAAACUGGAAGUCAGCCACCUCAGAGAAAAGCACAUGCGUGAGAUUCAGGCCCUGCACUCCCGCCAGAAGGAGGAAAUAGACGGUCUCUUUACCAAGCUGGGAAAGGUCCCUCCAGUUUUAGGCUCGACUGGCAGGAGGAGACGUCCUUCCAAAAGCAAAUCCUCCAAAUUAUCCAGAACCAGCUCCAUGCACAGCAGCAAGAGUCCGUUACAGCCAGGCAGCACUUUAUCCGCCCAGAGCGUCCCCGCCAUGUACCCCGGCCAGCUGGCUCUGUUAACCCCCGGAGGAUUAGCCGAUUCGUGCAGCAGUACUCUGCUCCAGCCACUCAAACCCUCUGCCUCCAGCAACAACCUGUGUUCGGCCUACACCAGCGAGGCGGCGCUCUCUCUGCCCAGCCUCUGUGCUCCCACCCCAGGCUGUGUAAAGUUCAGCUGGGGUUCGGAGCGUUUGGCCUUCAAGCCUGGCGGCAGGAGGACGCGCUUUCUGAGUACGCCCUGCUUGGCUCUUUGGAAGAUGGUGAAAAAAGUCUGCCCCUGCAACCAGCUCUGUAGGACUAAUAGCACCAAUGCAGUGAGCGGUUCAGGCGCUUUGGGUCACAGCCAGGGGGGUUCUCAGUGUCUGCCCCCAAACAUGUCAGCCCCCCACCAGAGGAAAGGAACCUUCACCGAUGACCUCCAUAAACUGGUGGACAACUGGGCCAGAGAUGCCAUGAACCUCUCACAGGGGAAGAGGAGUGCCAAACAGCUGCAGCAGGCCCCAGUACAGGGACAUAGCUACGAGGUCAUCCAGUCAGCCAGUCUGGGCAGGAAGUUCUCUGCUCCCAGCCAGCUGUGUCCCAGCAGCAUUGGAGGUUCAGCCCACCUCUCUACAAACUCCAACACUGCUACCUCUCUGGCCCCCCGCAAGGGCUCCCUGUGCCACCCCCCUGCCUCCUCCGCCCCACCUCAACCCCAACCUCCCCAGUUCAGCCACUACACUCCCACUGCCGCCUACAGCGCUCAAUGGUCCGGUCCGGCUCACGGCCUGUCAAACCCAAACCAGGCCCCAACACAGCCUGGGCCUCUACUGGUCAGCACCUCCCAGCCGCUGGGCCCCUACCCCACCACGGUUGGUGGACAGGGCCAGAUUCCCGGGCAGGGGCCCCACCAGGCUUUCCAUCUGACCAACUCUCUCCACAAGUCAGUCAGCAACCCAGGAGGACCCAACAUGAGGACCACGUAGGACUGGGGGAGAGGGCUGGUUUGAAUCACGGCCUGACUGGACCGGACUGGUGUGGAGAGAGUGUUGCGGGCUUGAUCGGCUGGGGAGGAUGGAAGAACUGGAGGAGCGUGGAGAGCGAGGAGUUUGAAGUGACAGAAGCUGACCCGUUCCAAGAAUAGAAAAGAGAAAAAAAGGAAAUGAAGAGGAGCAAAGAAAUCAGGAGUGCGUUGAGGCCAACUCGCCAAAGUUUGUGUGAUGCGUCUCACCUCUGCAUCCAUCCAUGUCUGUGUGUGAGAAGCUGUCACAGACACAAAUGCAGUCACUCUGUUUGACUGUGGGUUUGUGGCAGAAAGCCAAAUGCUCAAGGGUAACGGAGAAGACUCAUGAGUGCAAUGUUAAAAGGCCAAAGAGGUUUUGACAGGGUGCCGGAUUGGCGUUAAUUACUGUUGGUGUGUGAGGUGUUGUGUAUGCGCACUCAUGGCUCGGUCACACUUGUUCCAUUUCAUGCUGAGUAUCAAGAUAAUCUCAAGCACUUAAAGACAACGGUAACAUGCAAACAUGCAGUUUUUCCAAAUUUAAUACAGAAAAGAGAUAACUGGUGGAUGCAGAGGGGAGCAUGGCUGGCCAUCGCGUUAAGUGUUCAGUGUCGACAUCAAACGAUGCACAAGAGGCUCUGAAAUGGAGCACUGGCCGGGUUUCAUCCAGCUGUUUGCAUCCCUUAAAUGUAUGCUUUAAAGGACGGAGGCACAUAGCGGCAGUAAAAGCUUUAAUUUCAGAUAAGAGCCUCAUUGAGAGAUGUUCAGGGUGUUUAGGAAGUGUUUUUUCUUCAGUAUUCAGAAUUUGGAAAUGUUUUCUCAAUUCAAAGCACAAAAGAAAAUCAAGAACAAAUCAAACACAUUGAGAAAUCAAAACGCCUCAAACUGAGCCUGGUUCAGAGUCGAUGCAGUCCGGCACUCGGUGGUGUUUUGAUUCGUCGGCUUGAGGAAAAGUCGUGACAGCUACUCCUCUGUUACCUUCUGUGUCUUGUUCCUCCCUUGUUCUGACGAGCCGUUCAAACAGACGGAGAGAGAUGGAGAAAAAAAAAAAACGGUGGAGGAAGAAGGAGAGCAGCGAGAGAAUGUUUGCAUUAAAUAAUAGUCAAACACCUCGUCUGUUUCCCAGUCCACUGCUUGCUUUAGCAGCACACUGGCUGUGUGUGCGCCGCGACUGAAGUACCGAACGGACCGGACAGAUGCCUCUGCACAUCAAGCGCCUCUUCACCGUCACGACUCCACCUCUCCCUCCAUCCCUCUCUCCGCCUCUCUGUUGCCAUUUGAAGCAAUAACAGCAGAAACCUUUUAGAGAAACAAAAAAAAAAGCCCAAACAUGAGAGAACUCAACGUGAAAAAGUGGCCUUGUUAACAGAAUAAUAUCAGAGUCCCUGUACAGUUUGUGUCUCUGUUUAUUUUUUAGAAUGUCAGCCAUGAUGAUUCCAUUUUGUUGUUUUAUUUUGGUUUUGUUUUGUUGGGUUUGUUCUGCUUGCUGCCCCCAGCUAGCAAUCUUGACACACACACACACACACACACACACACAUAAUACACGACAUUCACAUAAAUACACACCCCUGCAUACACAGCCAGACUUGUGUAAAUACACACACAUUGUUGGAGGCGUAGCAGCCGUUUAACAGACACUCGCAGACUAAUGCCUCAGUUCUUUGUGUCAUUAGGGUGGUUUCAACAUUUGUGUUGAAAUGAUUGCAAUGUACAUUGUUGUUAAUGAUAAUUAUUCUAUUUAAAAAGAAACAAAAACGUGUUCUGUUGAUGGACCUGUUAUACGCGCACAUCGGUGUACGAUGUGGAGACACUGUGAUUAUUCUUUAUUAUUAGCAAAUGUUGUUGGGCGACAUAACUUUUAGGGUGAAAUAUCACAAAUAAAAAACAUUUAAAAAG